Messenger RNA from Trachymyrmex cornetzi, 339 nucleotides. Its product is annotated as zinc finger protein 672-like. NCBI's taxonomy places the organism in Eukaryota, Metazoa, Arthropoda, Insecta, Hymenoptera, Formicidae. The annotation marks the transcript as partial. The record is from RefSeq and is a predicted model, not a curated record. The transcript has a single exon.
GAUUCGAUCCGGCCGCGCAGCAAUCCGAGGAUCUCGGGGAAUACGUAGGUAAACCUACCUUUACAUGUCCGAAGUGUGGAAAGGGCUAUGCGUGGAAGGCGAGCCUUCAGCGUCACCUGAGCACCGUAUGUGGCACACCACCCAUGAUUUUCUGCAAUCUCUGCGGGUACAAGACCAGUCGUAAGGACGUUCUCUUCAGGCAUAUGCGGCACGUGCAUCCGAGAUCACAGUAGCGCAACAACAAAGAGGAAGGCGUUUCGCGCCGGUCGAAACCAUCCCAAUCUACUAUGGAUGAUCCAUAUCAACUUCAAAGCACACUGAGAGAAAGGAUUUUGUUAA